Guyanagaster necrorhizus is the source of this 971-nucleotide messenger RNA. RefSeq lists its product as uncharacterized. The transcript is spliced from 2 exons. NCBI's taxonomy places the organism in Eukaryota, Fungi, Basidiomycota, Agaricomycetes, Agaricales, Physalacriaceae. The coding region runs from base 51 to 665 and encodes 204 amino acids. The record is from RefSeq and is a predicted model, not a curated record.
UCCGUUUGUAUAGAUGAAGCGUCCACAGAAGGCUGAGAGCGUAAAUAUACAUGUCCCUUGAGAAAAUGGUGGGGAUGGAUGGUGUGAAGGAGGGAGCUCUCUCUUUUCAGAUGAUGGGCGUCGCAACUAGACAAAAUCUCUUGGCAAGUAUGCUAAAAACAACCACAGACAUGGGAUCAUCGUAUAAUCCUGCCGCAGCCCGGCAUACAUUGCAACCACCCCCACCCAUGUACGGGAAAGAUAUCGACGACGAAGAGCCUCAUGUGGAAGUCUCAGACACCUGCCCUGCGUGUUCACCCGAGUGGCGGCCGCGCUGCCUCAUCCCGAACAUCCUCUUGUUCUUCGUCGGACGUGCGUUGGUCGCUCCGGCCGACUCUCACUCGAUUCUGAGGAGGAGGAGGAGGAGGAGGAGGAGGAGGAGAGGUGCGGUUUAUCCUUUCAUUGCUAAACAUUCUCGGUUACGAAUGGCCUAUCCCCCCCACGCACCUGGAACAUCAUUGAUCACUGCGCUGAGUUCCAAGAGCAAGGAAUAUUCUCGAAACGGAGAAAAACAAAUCUGCUGCGGUGCGGUGUCGUUUGACCCGCCUCUGGAUUCAGACAGGCUCUUCCUCCUCCUUGCCUUACUGUCGGGUCGUACAACGAACCGAACGGACGGGUACACGUAGGCCCAUCGGAGGACGUCGCUUUGGAUAUGGGCAAAGGUGGAAGGUUUACACACCCAAGCCCCCCCAAGACGAUCGAUCGAUCGCGCGCUCGAGAUGGUCGAGGUGUGUCAGGUCAGCCGCGCAGGAGCGAGAAUGGCAUUGUGUGCGCCCGUAUGUGUCUCUCGCUCUCUCGAUGUGAAGCUUCGCUUAUGAAUCAUAAUUCCUCUAUCCCGCAGUAGCGACCGCGACCGCGACCACAUCCACCGUCUUGGGUUCCUCCCUGCCAAAAGCUCCUCCUCUCGCCAUACAAGAUUUCCACGUACGGAC